AUGGCAUCUCCCGACCCUGCCCCCGCGCCAGCUGGCUCCGAUGAAGCGAUUCGCCUGAGAGAGCUUCAGGCAUAUGUUCGUGAUCAGGAUGAUCUAGAAAGAGACAUCACUCGGAAGGCCGAUAAGAUCCUCGCGGAGAAGGCCGAAGAAAAUGAAACAAAGAGGCUGGAGAAGGCUUUGACUGACAAAGAAAAAGCCGAAUCCCAGAUCCGCCAGGCGCGCCAUCGACUGACCCAGCCUGUUGGUGCCAGCACCCGACGUCGCAUCGAAACCGAACUGCAUAGACUGGAGUCACGCAAGUCUGGAUUGGUCAACGAUGUGAGGGAUAUACAGAAGCGCAUCGACGAGAGGCGUCAGCUGCAGGACAGCGCCACACCAGUCCAUGGGACGGGCCGGCUCCCAAACGAGUCCCGUCGCGAUUACCUGCUCCGGACGGGGAAAAUAACACCAUUUGCGUUGAUGAACGCCGAUCCUCAUGGGCCGCUAGCCAAUCUCCAAGAUGCACUCGCAGAUGCCGAGGAUCAACAUGACGAAGAAGAAGAGCGCGACCAAGCAGCACACCAACCAGUCGCAUCUCACCGCGAUCUUGUGCGCCCGGACCUCGACUUCCAUGAAAUUAGCGAGGGCGGUCCUCUAGCGGGCGGCAGGAAGCGCAGGAAGCUCGAUGAAACCCCCGCUAAACCAAAGCCCCAGAAGGCUCGCGCCACCAGUGUCUCGGAUGAUGGGUCCGCGAGCUAUGUGGCCUCGGAGGAUGGCGAGGCCGCAUCAGAGGAUGAAGAAUUCAUGCCUGACACGCUGCCGGACACACCGCCGACUCGUAAGCGCAAACAGGGGAAGGCUGAAACUGAGCUCGAGGAUCUCAGCGGAGUAGAUGAUGGCAAUGAAGCAAUUUAUCAGAGUCGCGUUCAGAAGUGGAUCAAUCGACGGAGUGCCGCUCGUCAGCGUGCCCAGACAAACCCUGUUGCAGAGGAAACCGAAGACGAGGAAUGGCUGAAGCCGCACCCAACGGAACCGGAUAUGGAGCUCGAAGAUGGUCUCCGUGUUCCGGGAGACAUCCAUCACUACCUCUUUCCCUACCAGCGCACUGGUGUCCAGUGGCUUUGGGAACUGCACCGGCAGACCGUCGGUGGAAUCAUUGGAGACGAAAUGGGGCUGGGAAAGACAAUCCAGGCAAUCGCUUACCUUGCCUCGUUGCAUCACAGCAAGAAGUUCACUAAGCCGGCUAUCGUCGUAUGUCCUGCCACGCUCAUGAAGCAGUGGGUUAACGAAUUCCAUCGCUGGUGGCCGCCAUUCCGCGUCUCAAUCUUGCACUCCUCCGGAAGUGGUAUGAUCAACCUUGGCAAAGAGAAUAGCAGGGAGAAUGCCCUGACCUCUGAGAUGAUGGGCCAUCACAAUGCCCGGUUUUUGUCCGCCGGGCAGAAAGCCGCCAAGAAGAUGAUCAAACGGGUCACCGAAGAAGGACAUGUUUUGGUGACGACUUACUCGGGGUUGCAGUCCUAUGCCGAUGUUCUUGUCGAUGUGAAUUGGGGAUGUGCUAUCCUCGAUGAAGGUCACAAAAUCCGCAACCCGGAUGCCGGCAUUACCUUCAGCUGCAAAGAACUUCGGACCCCCCAUCGCAUCAUCCUGUCUGGCACACCAAUGCAGAACAGUUUGGUUGAUCUUUGGUCUCUGUUUGACUUUGUCUUUCCAAUGCGUUUGGGAAAUCUGGUCACCUUCAAAAACCAAUUUGAGAUCCCUAUCCGCCAGGGUGGAUAUGCCUCGGCGACCAAUCUGCAGGUGCAGACGGCUGCAAAGUGCGCAGAGACCUUGAAAGAUGCCAUCAGCCCGUAUCUUAUCCAGAGAUUCAAGGCAGAUGUAACGGCCGAUCUUCCCCAAAAGAGCGAGCAGGUUAUAUUCUGUAAACUCACCCAAUACCAGCGAACUAUCUACAAGAGGUUCCUUGCUUCGGACGAUAUGAAGUCUAUAUAUCGGGGCAAACGGAAUUCUUUGUUCGGCAUUGACAUUCUUCGCAAAAUUUGCAAUCAUCCCGACCUCGCGGAUCAUGCAUUACGAUCUCAAGAGACUGACUACGGCAGUGGCGAGCGAUCAGGAAAGAUGCAGGUUCUGAAGGGUCUGUUGGAAGUGUGGAAAGAUACUGGACACAAAACGUUGCUUUUUGCACAGACUCGCCAGGUGCUGGAUAUCAUUGAGAAAUUUAUCAAAUCACUGGGAGGCUUCAAUUUCCGCCGAAUGGACGGUACCACUCCAAUCAAGGACCGACAGGCGAUGGUGGAUACCUUCAACAAUGAUGCUGGUAUCCAUCUUUUCUUGUUGACCACCAGAGUUGGGGGCAUCGGAGUGAACUUGACGGGAGCCGACCGGGUGAUCAUCUACGACCCCGAUUGGAAUCCAUCGACCGACCUGCAGGCACGCGAGCGCGCGUGGCGACUGGGCCAGAAGCGUGACGUGACCAUCUUCCGCUUGAUGACCAAAGGCACCAUCGAAGAGAAGAUUUAUCACCGACAGAUCUUCAAGCAGUUCCUGACCAACAAGAUCACUCGUGACCCCCAACAACGAGAGGGAUUCCAGCUCAGCGACCUGUAUGAUUUGUUUUCGCUCACUGAUGAAGACGACAAGGAGCUGGAGACAACUAGGCUCUUCAAAAACGCCGAGGUCACUUACCAGGAAGAGUCUGACGAAACCCCGGCCCGCAAGAACGGUAACCAGCCUAAAGGAAAAUCGAAAGCACGCUCCGCUUCCCCAGAAGAUGCGGGCAUCAACAGCCUGCAGGGGAUUGCGAACAUCGAAGAAUUCCAAACUGCUUCCGAAGAUACCGACGAGCAAGGCAACCCCAAAAACUCCGAGGACCACAUUAUGCAUGGCAUCUUCGCUCGGUCCGGCGUUCACUCUGCCCUCCAGCACGAUCAGAUCGUGAACGGAAAGCGUGUUCUUCGAGCGGACCCGAAGAUGGUUGAAGCCGAAGCGCGCCGGGUCGCCAACGAAGCAGCAGCAGAGCUGCGCAAGGCCGAAGAAACUGCCCGCUCAACUCCCAUUGGACUUCCCACCUGGACGGGCCAAUUUGGUGUCGCGGGCCGCUCGGAUCUCUCUUCGGGAGGGAGCUCGGCACGACCCGUCGGCGGCCCGUCGUCUGCGAACCUUCUUGCCAAUCUCAACCCUCAGGCUGCGCGGGCUGAUACUGCCAGCCCCCAGCCCUCCCGUAUGCCUCGUGGCAAAGAGUUCAUUUCUCUGAUUCGCGAUUUCAUCGCUUCGCGCCGCGGCCCAGUUUACACGCAGGUGAUUGUGGAUCACUUCAACCAUUACUGUAACAACCAGCAGCGCGUUGCUGAAUUCCAGGAAAUGCUCAAGACCGUUGCGACACUCAGUCGCAGUCGCGAUGGUCGUGGCCGCUGGACGCUGAAGCCAGAGUUUGAGAAGCGACCGCCCCAGAAGGAGUAA
This is a messenger RNA of Penicillium alfredii, 3435 nucleotides long. Its product is annotated as DNA-dependent ATPase RAD26. Gene Ontology annotation, cellular component: nucleus. Gene Ontology annotation, biological process: transcription-coupled nucleotide-excision repair. Gene Ontology annotation, molecular function: ATP binding; ATP-dependent chromatin remodeler activity. The transcript has 3 exons. Bases 1 to 3435 code for a protein of 1144 amino acids. The record is from RefSeq and is a predicted model, not a curated record. NCBI's taxonomy places the organism in Eukaryota, Fungi, Ascomycota, Eurotiomycetes, Eurotiales, Aspergillaceae.